AUGAGCCGUUUGUGCGUUGGCGCGCACGUCGCGCCGGUGCACGUUGCGCGGGCGCGAGUCCCGGGGCGCGUGCGGCACGGAGCGCGGCCCUUCCAUGGAGGAGCCCUCACCGCGCGGCCGGAGGCGCGCAUCGUCACGGCGCGCGCGACGAAACAGUCCUUCGGGUCGUUCGACGAGAUGAUCGCCGGGUGCGACGUCCCCGUCCUGGUGGACUUCUACGCGAAAUGGUGCGGGCCGUGCCAGCUCGUGUCCAAGGAGGUGCUUCCGCAGCUCUCGAAGAGCCUCGGCGACAAGGUCAAGAUCGUCAAGAUCGACAGCGACAAGUACCCCGAUCUGUGUACGCGAUUCCGUGUGGAGGGUCUCCCGACGAUGGUGCUGUUCGUGGACGGCAAGGAGGUCGAGCGGAUCCCGGGCGCCAUGCCGGCGUGGCAGCUUGACGGGCUGAUUCGAAAAUACAUUUGA
Molecule: messenger RNA, 462 nt
Organism: Pedinophyceae sp. YPF-701
Lineage: Eukaryota; Viridiplantae; Chlorophyta; Pedinophyceae
Source: the annotation of a GenBank genome assembly